GGACCUUAAGCUGCAAGAGUAAGGGACAACCAGCAAUGUUACUUUGAGUCGUUAGUCUGGAUUCUUCUAUCCAUGAGCGUGUUCUUCCCUCCCAUCCUCAUUGUUGUAACUUGACCUUGGACAUCUUGUUUCAUAUUGUGCCUGGCAAACAAGGCCGAAUACUAACAUGGCUUCCACAUAUCAACUCCCUCAGCUGCCUUACGGCCUAGAUGAGCUUGAACCAUCCAUCUCGAGGCAAAUCAUGGAUCUUCAUUACAACAAACACCAUCAGACUUACAUCACCAAUCUAAACAAUGCACUCACGGCCCAGGGUGAAGCAUUGUCCGGAUCGAAUCUGCUCAAGCAGCUCGAACUCCAGGCCAUCAUCCGAUUCAAUGCCGGCGGCCAUGUCAAUCAUACGCUGUUCUGGGAGAAUCUAUCUCCCCAUUCAUCCGGUAACUCGGACAUUACCAAAGCAGCGCCACAACUUUAUCAGACCAUCACUCAACGUUGGAAGACGUUGGACCAAUUCAAGACUGCCUUUGAAUCAGCCGCGCUUGCCAUCCAGGGUUCCGGCUGGGUGUGGCUUGUCAAGGAUAAAGAUUCCAACGCCGUCGAUAUCACCACCUCCAAGGACCAAGAACUUCCACCACCGCCAGGGAAACUGGUCUUGAUCGGAGUCGACAUGUGGGAGCACGCCUACUAUCUCCAAUACUUCAACAACAAGAAACAGUAUCUUUCCAACAUCUGGGACAUCAUCAAUUGGAAGACCGCUGAGAAGAGAUUUCUCGGUGAUGUACAGGCCAUUUACGGAGAGUUGACGGGCCUUUCGAGUCAUUUGUGAUCGUCCUCCAACGAAGCUAAGGCACGACAAAUAAUGCUAGAGAUGAGCAUGAUAGUUAUCAGAUGAGAAUAACAUUUCUAUCCAUUUAUUGCCCUGGUUUCUCAAAUGCACUCUUUGUUUGUUGGUAAUCUGCUCACAAUGUGCUCAUACUUACGCCGAGAAAUGGACCUCGACAGAGGGGUUGGGUCUGCCAUAAGAUGGGCGACUCGUCUACAAACUUGCUCACGAGGAAUGAAAAGGCUGACGAAUCCAUUGCUGAAUGGUCCAAUGAGACAGAUAUGUCCGUCGUCUCCUCUGUUUCUAUGAACUCUAUCAUGCCUUGCGUGUUCCUUUUAGAAUCUCGCUCAGAGUCAAUCCAGGAGACGGCUGACGACCAGGGACAUGAGAUAAUUCGACUGCAGCUGUACGCCCUGUCCUGAUUAUCACACUUGUUGCUGGAUCUUCACCCCUCUCCCUUCAUUUUGGUGUGAUUCUGCCUUCUCAACACCAUCUGGGCCAAUUCACUCGAAGAAGAGUCUAUUGUCCUUUCUAACGUAGCCUUAUGCCGUGCUAGCAUGGCAUAUUCAAAGGUAUUGUAGCAUCAAUCUGCAUUUCCAGUGUCUGCAGUCCUGUCCUGUCCUGUCCUGAUAUGUCCUAAUAACUGUUUAGGUCAUCCACCUGUGUUUAUCAUUUAUCAUCAUUGACGUCACGUGUGUUGAUCGAACAUGUCGACCAACUUUCGGGUUCUGGUGAAGUUUGUCGUCAAAUCGUAGCGUAAAAAUAUGUGAGCACACCCGGUGCAAAGCUGUUUCUGGAGGCGGUGAUUUGGAUCUUGCUUAUCGGCGAUAGACCGUGUCUUGGUGAUGAUGUGACGAUCUCUAAGCCUCAUACAAGGCAGUCUCGGGUUAACUUCACGACACACGUCUGCUUUCAACACCUGUCCAAACCUUCAGCAGCUCCGUUGCAGCACGUGGUUCCACGGCGGUAACGUUUCUAGCAACUUGAAUCUCC
Messenger RNA from Exophiala mesophila, 1813 nucleotides. RefSeq lists its product as uncharacterized. The record is from RefSeq and is a predicted model, not a curated record. NCBI's taxonomy places the organism in Eukaryota, Fungi, Ascomycota, Eurotiomycetes, Chaetothyriales, Herpotrichiellaceae. The coding region runs from base 167 to 823 and encodes 218 amino acids. Gene Ontology annotation, biological process: superoxide metabolic process. Gene Ontology annotation, cellular component: mitochondrion. The transcript is spliced from 2 exons. Gene Ontology annotation, molecular function: superoxide dismutase activity; metal ion binding.